CAUAAAUAUUUAUUAGUCGUUUGGCAAUGUGAAAGAGAAGUGCUGUGUUGCAUCAAAUUUGGCGCCGGAGCUUUCACGGCCUUAGCGCCCAUUGCUAAAUCGGUAGCUAUUCAAUUCAUAGCACUGUAUCGAUAGAAUAUAAUAGUUAAAUUAGUAGCUAAAGUGUUUGGGUUAAUUAUAAAUUGGAUAUAAGUGAACGCGCCCAUUGGUUUCUCAAAAUCGCUUGAACUUGGCAGACUUUGGAACUGGUCGACGGGUUGGUCGGGCGGUGAGUCCGACGGUUCCUCGAUGAUGAUCUCUGAUGUUGUUGUUGUUGCUAUUGUUGUGAUUUGAUUGGUGCCAGUUACUGUUACUAUUGUUGCUGUUGUUGUUGCUGCGCUAUUACUGUUAACUAGAAGUUGUUGGUGCUGUUUUCUGGUGCUCGACCUGCAGCUGGAGUUGGAGUUGGAGUUGGAGUUGGAGCUGGAGCGGCCGCAUUACACUUUGUAAAUCGGUCAAUGGUAACGGGCUUGUAAGCAGGUGCAACUACAACGGAGAGAGCCAGAGCGAGGAAGAGCCGCAGAUAAAUAUAAAAAAAAAGAGUGAGAGGCGACAGCAGCGGGCUAAGCAAUCAAAACAUGUCACUAAAGAAGGAAACACCCUCGGAUGUGAUGCUUCAUCUGGCAGCUCUACGUGGCGACGUUGUCGAGAUGCGCCGAGUGCUCGAUACUGGCAAAGUGCAUGUCGACUGCAAAGAUGAGGAUGGAACCACGCCUCUUAUUCUAGCCGCAGCUGGUGGUCAUAUCCAUUGCGUUCUAGAGCUUCUCGAACAGGGCGCCGAUCUGAAUUCGCGUCGCUCCACAGGCACCACUGCUCUCUUCUUUGCCGCCCAGGGCGGACACUUGGAUGUGGUGCGCAUUUUGCUGAAAGCACGCGCUAAGGUCGACACACCCUCCCUAGACGGGGGCACGCCCCUUUUUGUAGCUGCCCAGGGCGGACAUGUAAAGAUCAUCAGAGAGCUGCUGGACUGCGGCGCAGAUGUGAAUGCCAGCAUGAAGGAUCGCGCCACACCCGCUUUUAUAGCUGCACAGAAUGGUCAUCGUACGGUUUUGUCGCUGCUGAUCCUGGCCCACGCCUCGAUGGACAUCAAACGUAUCGAUGGAGCCACCCCGUUGUGGAUCGCGGCACAGAUGGGGCACGAUCACAUAUGUAAGGUGCUGCUACAGAAUGGAGCGAAUAUUGAUACAGUGCGCUGUGACGGUGCCACGCCUCUGUUUAAAGCAGCCCAUAAGGGACACGCUUCGGUGGUCACAGUUCUUCUCAAAUAUCGCCCGAAUCUGGGCCUAUUGCCCAAUGGGGAGACUGCUCUGCACGCAGCUGCCAUGUUUGGCCACAUGACUGUUUGCAAGCAACUCGUGGCAGCUGGAAGCGAUGUCCUGCUUAAAAAUCAGGAUGGCUUAACAGCCAUGGAGUUGGCACAUCACGAGAACUACGGUUCAAUCUGUGAAUAUCUGAAGGAGCGAAUGCGUGCGCUAAUGGAACGGAAUACCUUGGCCAUGGCCCAGAUGCGUUUGUCAACGUAAAGGCGAUCCAAUAGAGAAAUAUGUACGAGUAUACAUUACACGACCAAAUCGAAUCCCUUAAAAGUACCUUUUCUGCACAAUAUAUUGGAUUAUUUAUUCACUUAACUUAUGAUUAGAAAUAUGAAACAGCAAAGUUCUUUUGAUUGCCACGGAGUUCGAUUGGAUAUACUAAGUAUAGAUAAGGGUACAGAAACUGAAUUAUCUGCUAUUUUCAUUUGCAAAUGACGCAGCUA
Molecule: messenger RNA, 1795 nt
Organism: Drosophila hydei
Lineage: Eukaryota; Metazoa; Arthropoda; Insecta; Diptera; Drosophilidae
Product: ankyrin repeat domain-containing protein 29
Exons: 5
Coding region: 618-1562 (314 amino acids)
Molecular function (GO): protein binding
Source: RefSeq, a predicted model, not a curated record